AUGGCUUUCGAGGUUGUUAUCCCUUCGGAGAAAGAGAUCCCUGGCGUCGCCGAUGCCUUCUUUGCCGCCAUGGACAUUAACCUGCUGAUGCACUCGCAAUUCCCUACUUCAAAGAGCAAGGAGUUUAUGUAUCGAUGGCUUCUGAAGGAUACUAUUGAUCAUAUUCAAGGCGCCGAUAAGGGUGUUCUUGUCGCGCGUGAUCCAAAAACUGGGAAGAUAGCAAGUUUCGCCAAAUGGAAUAUCCAGCGGCAACCGCGGCUGGGAGAGGAGGACCACGAUGAUGAAGAGUUUCCAGAUUACUGUCGGCGUCAGUAUCUCGGGCCUUAUGCUGCCCUCACCAAGAGCAAAAGGGAUAAAGUCCUAGGUGAAAAACCGUAUUUCCACGUGACAUAUCUCUGCACAGAUCCUGAGUUUGGCGGUCGAGGGGCUGGAUCGAUUCUGCUUCGCCGAGUGCAGGCUGAGGCGGCUGCAGAAAACAUGCCAGUUAUCCUCGAGGCGACCAUGAACGCAGUGUCCUUCUAUGAGAAAUUGGGCUACCAGAUUCAGGACAAGCUUGAGAUGAUGCUCCCGGCGCGUGGCUCAGACAAACCAACUGAGCAUUAUGAAGAGAGAAUUAUGGUUUGGCAACAGGCACGCGAUUGA
Fusarium poae is the source of this 642-nucleotide messenger RNA. RefSeq lists its product as uncharacterized. Gene Ontology annotation, molecular function: acyltransferase activity, transferring groups other than amino-acyl groups. NCBI's taxonomy places the organism in Eukaryota, Fungi, Ascomycota, Sordariomycetes, Hypocreales, Nectriaceae. The record is from RefSeq and is a predicted model, not a curated record. The transcript has 2 exons. The coding region runs from base 1 to 642 and encodes 213 amino acids.